Durio zibethinus is the source of this 3057-nucleotide messenger RNA. RefSeq names its product putative GTP diphosphokinase RSH2, chloroplastic. Gene Ontology annotation, biological process: guanosine tetraphosphate metabolic process. Gene Ontology annotation, cellular component: chloroplast. The record is from RefSeq and is a predicted model, not a curated record. Lineage: Eukaryota; Viridiplantae; Streptophyta; Magnoliopsida; Malvales; Malvaceae.
CCUCUGUAAUUUAACUGUUCCUUCCCUGGCCGCAAACCAUUUUCCAUGAUAAACAACUCCCGAGAAAAAGAAAGAACAAAAAUAUAUUCUCAAAGGAAAAAUCAAAGUAGAAACUGGAAACGAAAGCUCUCUCUUUCAAGCUUUCAUUUCAACAAUCUCAAGCGCCUUGGACUGUCUGUUUUAAGAAAAAAAGAAAAAAUUGUAAUAUUUUCUUAUUUUGAGUAAAUUGUCAAUUUUUUUAAGUAGAAAAAUUUCCUAUAUAUUUGUAAAUAGUGUAGCUGAAAGUUCUUCUCUUCAAAUAAUUUCUUCCUUUGGAUUCUUUGGUUUUUCUCUUCUGUUUUUAACUAUUUAAUCAAAGACAGUUCUUUGCUUUAUAGUACUUACUCUUCAGAUCCCAAUUGGGUCUCUUUCAACAAAGUUCAUUGGUUCUUCAUAGUAGAAAAAACCCUUGUGCUGUGAAAAUUGUUGGUUUUUUUUAGAGAAAUUUACUGGUUUUUUUUAAUGGAAAAAUAAAAAUUUAUUCUGUCAUUUCAGAAAUUGUUUGGGUGCUGAGAAAAUUUCUGGGUUUUGUUAUUUCUCGAGAAAAUUUGUGGGUUUGUUCGGUAUCUGAGAAAAAUCGUUGUUUUCCUGGAGGAAAAUACUGGGUUUUGAUUGUUAAUUAAUAAAACCCAAUUUGUUUGGGAAUCGGUCUGGGUUGCUCGUAAGCCAUGGCGGUGUCAACAAUAGCUCUUUACGUGAGUCCACCGAGCGGCAUGUGCUCAACGCCGCACCAGAUCAACAUCAAUUCUCACGCUUCCUACGAUUUCGAUUUGAAUUCAAGAUCUUCGUCUUCAACUUCCUCAACAACGGCUUUCUCUUCUUCCCAGAGACCCAUUGUCGGUGGCCUAUCACGUCUCUUUUCCUCACCUUCGGUAAAAUCAAGCCUUUCUAGCGGUGGAGGAGAGGAUUUGGGGCCCUAUAGAGGGGAAGAAUUGAAGGAAUUAAGCAGUUCAUUUUGUUAUUCAUCAAGUAAAUUCGGUGGUUCUUCUUUGAAAACCAAUCAGAGCCCAGUAUCGGUGUUUCAGUGCUCUGUUUCGUGUAGUAGCAGCAGUCCUCCGAUGAGAAUUGUUCGUGAAAAGGGUGGGGAUGGGAAUUUUCAGGGCUCGUUCCGUGGUGGGACUAAUGGAUUGUUGAAUGGAUUCGUUAGGGGUGCGUUAGGGUCUUGUAUUGAUUAUGAUACCCCGAGCUUUAAGGCUCAAAGUACUGGUUGUGUUGAUGAAUUACCGUUUACUAUGGAGGAUAAUUUCAUGCAGGAAGUGAAUUCAGAUCCUCAUGCUAAGGAGUUGCUCUCAGAUGCACAAAUGAGGCACAAAAUCUUUUGUGAAGAUUUUGUAAUCAAGGCAUUUUAUGAAGCAGAGAAGGCACAUAGAGGGCAGAUGCGUGCGAGUGGUGAUCCUUAUUUGCAACAUUGUGUAGAAACUGGAGUGUUGUUGGCAUCCAUUGGUGCUAACUCCACGGUAGUUGCUGCAGGGCUUUUACAUGAUACCCUCGAUGAUUCAUUCUUGAGCUAUGACUACAUUUUUAGAACAUUUGGCGCCGGGGUUGCUGAUUUAGUUGAAGGGGUCUCCAAGCUUAGCCAACUGAGUAAGCUAGCACGAGAAAAUAAUACAGCAAGCAAAACUGUUGAAGCAGAUCGCCUGCACAUAAUGUUCCUUGCCAUGGCCGAUGCAAGAGCUGUUCUUAUUAAAUUGGCGGAUCGGCUGCAUAACAUGAUGACACUGGAUGCUUUACCUCCUCUCAAGCAACAGAGGUUUGCUAAGGAGACUUUGGAAAUAUUUGCACCUUUGGCCAAUCGUUUAGGAAUCUCUAGUUGGAAGGGGCAACUAGAGAAUCUAUGUUUCAAGCAUCUCAAUCCUGAUCAGCACAAAGAACUGUCCUCUAGACUCUUGGAUUCCUUUGAUGAGGCAAUGAUUAGUUCUGCUAUAGAGAAACUUGAGAGAGGUCUUAAGGAUAAAGAAAUUCCUUAUCAUGUUCUCUAUGGACGACAUAAAAGCUUAUACAGCAUUUAUUCGAAGAUGUUGAAGAAAAAAUUGACCAUGGAUGAAAUCCAUGAUAUUCAUGGACUACGUGUCAUUGUUGAAAACAAAGAAGACUGUUAUGGGGCUUUGAGAGUGGUUCACCAGUUAUGGUCUGAAGUACCUGGAAAGAUGAAGGACUAUAUAACUCACCCCAAAUUUAAUGGGUAUCAGUCCUUGCACACGGUAGUGAUGGGUGAAGGCACAGUUCCACUUGAAGUUCAAAUUCGAACAAAGGAGAUGCAUUUGCAAGCUGAGUUUGGCUUUGCAGCACAUUGGAGAUAUAAGGAGGGUGACUGCAAGCACUCUUCAUUUGUACUUCAGAUGGUUGAGUGGGCUCGAUGGGUUGUGACUUGGCACUGUGAAACAAUGAGCAGGGACCAAUCUUCAAUUGGUUAUACUGAUUCUCUCAAACCACCCUGCACAUUUCCUACCCAUUCGGAUGAUUGCCCAUUUUCUUAUAAGCCACGCUGCAGCCAGGAUGGACCUGUCUUUGUCAUCAUGAUUGAAAAUGAUAAGAUGUCAGUGCAAGAGUUUCCUGCAAACUCAACAAUGAUGGAUUUGCUGGAAAGAGCUGGGCGGGGAAACUCAAGAUGGUCUCCAUAUGGGUUUCCUGUCAAGGAAGAAUUGAGGCCAAGGCUGAAUCAUGCGCCAGUUAGCGAUCCUACAUGCAGGCUGGAGAUGGGUGAUGUGGUGGAGCUAACACCAGCCAUUCCUGACAAGUCUUUGACAGAGUACAGGGAAGAGAUACAGCGCAUGUAUAACCGAGGCCUACCUGUUUCCAGUGCUGGGCCUCCAGCUAGUAGUAUUCUUGCCUCAAGAAGUUGACCCUGUUUUGAUUGUUUAUGCUAGACCCAGAAAAGGAAAGAAAAAAAAAAGGCAAUGGGUUUCCUUGUUUAUAAAUGGUAAAUAUUUUUACAGAACAAGCAAGCUAUAUGGUUCUGUUACUGGGAAGCAUUGGCUAACUGGAUUCAACAAAGAAUUAAACCGAUUGAUUUCUCAA